This is a messenger RNA of Fusarium oxysporum Fo47, 1595 nucleotides long. RefSeq names its product translation initiation factor eIF2B subunit delta. The coding region runs from base 81 to 1442 and encodes 453 amino acids. The record is from RefSeq and is a predicted model, not a curated record. The transcript is spliced from 2 exons. NCBI's taxonomy places the organism in Eukaryota, Fungi, Ascomycota, Sordariomycetes, Hypocreales, Nectriaceae.
CUCUGAAAGUCUGGGAGUGCCCCGCCCUCGGAUAACCACAUUCUCGAUAUCACCACAAAAGAUCGCUCGAACCAGUUCCAAUGUCCACAGAAGCCGAGGGCUCGGUCCCUGCGCCGCAGACCACAGAGAAUAACGAUGUUAAGACGGAGAAGAAGGAGCAGGCCCAGCCUCAGAAGCCCAAAGAGCAGCAACAAGCAGCGCUCGUUGGCGAGAAGAAGUUAUCGGGCGCUGAAUUAAAGAAGAAGGCCAAGGAGGAAAAGGCUGCCAGAAGAGCACAAGCCAAGGCUUCGCAGGCUUCACAGGGCCCAUCGCAAGGCGGUCAACAGGCGUCCGGUGAUGGGAAGGGAGGCAAAGCAAAGCCUAAGCAGGACGGACAGCAUCAGCACCAGCAACAUGGCGGCGCAAAACUCCCUAUUCGACCAGCGGCAGCGACGGCUGUGGUUAAGGACGACAAGCCUUCGAUACCAGACUGCUUUAGCCACCUCUCUAUGGCUAGGCGGAUAGAAAUGACAAAUGCCGACAAGGACGUCCAUCCUGCUGUCUUGGUUCUCGGCGAGCACAUGAGCGCAUUCGCUAUCAGUGAUAGUGUCACACGACUCGAGGCGACGCUGUAUGCUUUCCAGAAGGUCAUCGACUCUUACACAACUCCUCCCGGCUUCACUUUCUCCCGCCAUUUCACACCUCACGUUCUCAACCCCCAGAUCGAGUACCUCACAGCAUGCCGCCCCAUGUGCUUCUCAAUGGGCAACGCCAUCCGGUGGCUGAAGCUCCAGAUCAGUAAAGUGGAUGUCGAUCUUCACGACAACGACGUGAAGAAGCUCCUCAAGGAGUCCAUUGACAACUACAUUCGUGAGCGUAUCACUCUCGCAGACUACGUGAUUGUCGAGACUGCUGCCAACAUGAUUGGGCAUGGCGAUGUUGUACUCACCUACGCUCAUCACCACCUCGUUGAGCGCACUCUUCUCCAGGCUCGCAAGAACAAAACUGACUUCCGCGUGAUUCUUGUCGAUGAUCCUUAUGAGCGCGUCGGCAUCGAUCUCGCCAAAAGGCUCUCCGCCGCUGGUAUCCAAGUCACCUAUGCUUCCGAUCUUGGUGCUCUGCGAACACACCUCUACGAGGCAACUAAAGCUUUCCUCGCAGCCGAAGCCAUCUUCAGCAACGGUGCCAUGUACGCCCGCGCCGGCUCAUGCGAUAUCGCCACGGCAGCGACUGAUCUGAACGUCCGCGUUGUGGCACUCUGCGAGACGGUCAAUUUCACAGAGCGUGUAUCCAUCGACUCUCUCACUUACAACGAAAUCGACCCUGAGCGAUCCACCGAUGUUGGCUUCCGCUUACUGUUUGACACUACACGCGAUAAGUAUAUUUCAGUGGUUGUGACGGAGCUGGGCAAUUCCUCUGCCACGUCUGUGCCUGCGAUUCUAAGAAAAUUAGAGGAGUUGUAAUCAGACUUGGAUUGGGUUAAAGGAACGUGGAAAAGACUAUCAGGGAUGAUAGAUGACGCGGCGUCUUGAAUUGUCAUUCUUGUUAAAUCGGUCUUGGCUGGUGCUGGAAUUAGAAGCAGCUCUAUGAGGCAAUGACAAUAAGUUUUUAAUUUA